Peniophora sp. CBMAI 1063 is the source of this 510-nucleotide messenger RNA. The record is from the annotation of a GenBank genome assembly. Lineage: Eukaryota; Fungi; Basidiomycota; Agaricomycetes; Russulales; Peniophoraceae.
AUGGCUCACGUUCACGCCUUCUCCGAAGCUAACAAGCAGUAUGCGGCUGCAUAUCCUGCUGAAUACACGUCGCUGGCGAUGCCGCCCAGUCGCAAGGUCGCCGUAGUCACUUGCAUGGACGCACGCUUAGAUCCACUUUCAGCGCUGGGUAUCAAGUUAGGCGAUGCGCACGUCAUCCGCAAUGCCGGCGGUGUUGGGCAGGAUGCUCUGCGUAGCCUAGUUAUCUCACAACGUCUACUCGGCACGCGCGAGAUUGCCGUCUUCCAUCAUACCGACUGCGGCAUGCUCACGUUCACAUCCGACCAACUACGCACAAUUGUCAAGGAUCAAACGCCCGCGGCGGGCCCUCUUGUCGAUGCAAUUCCGACGUUCCAUGAAUUCAGCGACCUCGAUGCGGCGGUGAAGAACGACGUGAAACUACUCAAAGAGAGCCCUCUGAUCCUUGACGAGACUGCCAUCACUGGUUGGAUACAUGAGGUGGAGACGGGCAAGGUCCGUCAGAUCGUGUAA